AUGGCAAUUCGACUAGCGCUCCAGUUGCACCUACAUGAAGAAGAAACGUAUCAGCACCUCCAAAAGCCCAAGACAGCCAUCAGAACCUGGUGGUACCUCUUCAACAACGAUACAUUGCAGAUGGCUUGCACCGGAUGUCCUGGCAUGUUUCCGAUAGACGGGAGUAGCAUCCCGCUGCCCGAGCUGAGUGAUUUUGACACGCCUGACGCCGAGGCCCACGUAUUCUGCGCGCUUGUCUCCCUUUGCAAAUUGCUUCGGAAGAUUUUGGGACUCGGCCGAUCUGAUAAAACGUCGAGAGAAGAAGUGCAGUUGGCACUUGACAAGUUGAUUCAAUGGAGAGAUCGAUUACCCGACGAUUUGCAAUUAUUCGACGAAAACCGAACAUCUCGACGGCCUUAUAACCGUUUGAUCCUGGAGCUACAUGUUUUAUACUUGGUGACCGCCAUUUUGACGUUCUUCCUUGGCCGACGUGACAAUCCUUCAUUAUUCAAAUAUGCAUCCAUGGCGGCUUCCUCCUGUAUCUAUCGGCUCUAUGAAGAGAUUCUCUUCCGUGAAGACGCUACGUAUUUGCUUCCAAUUCACUCGUGGGCAAAUUUCGUUGCUGCUAUCCCUCGCACAUUUAGUGAUUGUGAAUUGCUUAACCCAGCGCAUGCCGAAGAGUUGAAAAUCAGCCAACAGGUGCUUGGGAAGAUAGGUGAGAAACAUGCAUCAGCUGCUUUGGUACAGAAUCGAAUAGCUGCUCUCAGUGGAUCGGCGACGGCGUGGGCCUUUCCGCCCAUAUCUCUCCCAGGGCAGGACAGGCAGUAUCUUACUACCUUGUUACAAGUUCCAACCGACUUUUGCCCCAUGUUGAAUCAUCUCUACUCGGCCUCUGUCCCAAAUCAUGACCGACUUGACUCUUUUCCCGUGGAAAAUGCAGUUGAUGAAUGGACAAUCGAUUGGGCCUCGUUCAUCUUUGGUGGUAGCAUGGGGGUCUAG
Penicillium waksmanii is the source of this 978-nucleotide messenger RNA. Its product is annotated as fungal specific transcription factor domain-containing protein. The transcript has a single exon. NCBI's taxonomy places the organism in Eukaryota, Fungi, Ascomycota, Eurotiomycetes, Eurotiales, Aspergillaceae. The record is from RefSeq and is a predicted model, not a curated record. Gene Ontology annotation, biological process: DNA-templated transcription. The coding region runs from base 1 to 978 and encodes 325 amino acids. Gene Ontology annotation, molecular function: zinc ion binding; DNA binding.